AUGGCAUCCUCCAGCGUUACAUCCGUUGGUUCUAGCCUCUCACAGGGCAUUUCCAUGGCCAUGGAAUCGUCAUCUGCCAGUGCGGCUUCUGCCGUGACCAUGGCAAACAACGUGGUGGAAGCCCAGGGCUCCUCUUGGCUUGGUCUCUUUGGACGACUCGUUCUUUUCAUACUACAGAUCGUGUCGAGCAUCCUGUAUUUUGUGUUGAAACUGGCGACCUUCUCUCUUCCCAGCCUGCUCUAUACUUUUUUCUCCACCACCCUGACGUUCACGCUGAACGCGACAACCCUAAUGAUAAUUGCUGCUGCGAUUGUUUCUGCUAUUACCUGGUUUGUAAGGUACCGUUACCUUACCAUGUAUGCGCGGCUUCCACCUGAGCCACAGAGGAAGGAGCCCGAGGUGGACCUGUUUCCAGACACGCACCAAGAAGGGACUAAGCCGGGGCUGUCGAACUACCUGGACGAGUUUCUGAGCGCAAUCAAGAUCUUCGGCUAUAUGGAGCGUCCUGUCUUCCACGAACUGACCCGCAGCAUGCAGACGCGAAAGUUGAUCGCAGGGGAGACCUUCAACCUCGAACAGGAAAAGGGAUUUUGCCUAGUCGUCGACGGCCUAGUCGAAAUCUUUGUCAAGUCUCCGCGCAACUCCCGGCAAGCCCCGGACCCGCGAGUUCGUAGCUCCGUGGCGGACCUGUCCAGUGGUGACGAGGAAGGCGAUCUGCCACACCGCCAGCGCUAUCAGCUUCUCACAGAAGUCCAGAAUGGAGCGCCCAUGUCCUCUCUUUUCUCCAUUCUCUCUCUAUUCACCGAAGAUGUGAAGCUGCGGAGUGAGGAAGACAACUCAGAACCGGUGACCGCGAUGGGUUCUCGAGCUCAUGCCAGGUAUCCAAUGAGUGCAGACUUCCGGAAUAUGCAGGCUACACCAGUCUCAAUGCCGACCACGCCCCAACUUGACCUCUCAGAUGACAUUAAAGAUCCUGAGCCUCGCCCACAGCCCUCUCUCAAGCCUCCACCGAACGGUGAUGCACUGCCAAGUGUGCCUCCCAUGACCCUUGAGCCGUCACCUAUCCCGGAGCGGGCCCGCCGACCAGUGCCAAAGCGAGUCAGCACAAAUUCCGUCCAUCCAGACAUCAUCGCCAGGGCCACUGUUGAUACAACAAUCGCGAUCAUACCUGCUAGUGCCUUCCGGCGCCUGAUCAGAAUCUAUCCCAAGGCAACGGCGCACAUUGUGCACGUCAUUCUCUCCAGAUUCCAACGAGUCACAUUGUCAACCGCAUACAACUAUCUGGGCCUCACUGGAGAAGUGCUCCAGACAGAGCGGAACAUGCUCAAAUACACUACAUGUCAACUGCCAAACUUCCUUCGCGGUGACGCCCUGGAGCGGCUCAAGGAGAAGUUCAGUAAAGAAAAGGAGCGGAUCGGGGAUGACGAGGUUGUCAAGGGCAUUGCCCUCCACAACGCUGCGACUGGCCGACGACGAAGAUCAACUACAACUCUUAGGAAAGAGGCUGCUCUGCAGGCUUUGACAAAGCAGCGCCCGGCAUCGAUAGUAGCAUCCACAAUCGCGCCGCCCCACGAACGGUCGUCUUUGUCUAACCCGAGCCCUGGCGAUUUACUGGCGAAUCUGCCCACUUCAUCACGCCGGGCAGUCGACCGCUCUUCAACAACACUGGUCUCUACCGGAAGCCCACCGCCUGUUGAUGAGUCGCUCAGGCGGGAUGCCAUCUCUCCGCUGACACAGAGAAAGUUCAACCCGUUCGCAACUCAAAAACAUGGGCGCAUAUCUCUGGACAAGCGAGAAGCCUUGGAAGAAGAUGGCCUCUUCCGUGAAUCAAUCCUUGAGUGCAUGUUCAAAGCCAUAGGCUUGAGCUCAGAUGCCGCCACGCCAUCGCGAGAGCCGGAUUCUAUCGAGGCAUCACCCCGUCUGGUGUCUUUCGACAACCAUCGACAGAGACCAGCACUAGGCAGUAAUGCCUUUGGAUUUAUGGACGCGUAUGGCGGAUCCUGGGAUGGCGACGCUGAGUCCAUCACUUCUGGCGGUAUAACAGUCAACACUCCAGCCAACGCGCACAUCCUGGCUCACGACAUGAAAGACGACCUCGAGAUUGUCUUCUUCCCUAAAGGCUCUGUGCUGGUGGAACAGGGCGAACGGAACCCCGGCCUGUAUUACGUGGUCGACGGCUUUUUGGACAUUGGGAUUCCCGCAGACGAGACCUCUCCGGAUUUGCUGCAUCAAUCACACCAAUCCUCCAUCUGCGAAAUGGAUGAUCAGGAUCCUUUCAUCAUGCCACCACGGUCUCGCCCGAGCCAGGUGCCAAGUUUUGUGGAUUCCAACGCGAGACGGACAGAAUCCGAGGGGAGAAAGGCCGGCAACAAAGCCAGACAGAGCGUGGCCCUCAUUAAGCCUGGUGGCCUCGCUGGAUAUGUUGGGACAAUCUCUUCAUACCGGUCCUUCAUCGAUGUCGUGGCCAAGACCGAUGUGUAUGUUGGCUUCCUGCCGCGUGCAUCACUAGAGCGGAUCGUUGAUAGAUAUCCCACGGUCUUGAUGACGAUGGCCAAGCGCCUGACGAGUAUCCUGCCCCCGCUGAUUCUCCAUAUCGACUUUGCACUGGAGUGGCUCCAAGUCAAUGCUGGCGAAGUCAUUUUCCACGAGGGCGAUGAGAGCGAAGCGAUUUAUAUCGUGCUCAAUGGCCGGCUACGUCUGGUCCAGAGUCGAAAGAAUGGAGGGGUCGAUGUUCGUGCGGAGUACGGACAAGGCGACAGCGUUGGAGAACUUGAAGUCCUCACAGAGUCAACUCGACCGGGCACUUUGCACGCAAUCAGAGAUACCGAGCUGGUGAAAUUCCCUCGUACUCUAUUCAACAGUCUUGCGCAAGAGCACCCCAACAUCACCAUCAAGAUCUCGAAGAUCAUUGCUUCACGCAUGAGAAAUCUCGUCGAUGACCCGUCGAACGCUGUAGUCAAGGAUGCCAGGUCCUCCGUCAACAAAGUCUCGUCUACGCUGAACCUACGGACAGUCGCAGUUCUCCCAGUCACUGCUGGCGUCCCCGUGGUCGAGUUUGGGAACAAGCUGGUCAAUGCUUUGACGCAGGUUGGCACACCGAAUGGCACGGUGCUGUUGAACCAGGCUGGCAUUCUAAACCAUCUUGGCAAACACGCAUUCAACAAGAUGGGAAAGCUCAAGCUGUCCCAGUAUCUUGCCGACCUAGAGGAGAAGUAUGGACUUGUAAUCUAUGUGGCAGAUACAAACGUCAAUUCACCCUGGACGCAGACUUGCAUCACUCAGGCCGACUGCAUCUUGUUAGUCGGCCUGGCCGAAGGCUCACCCGAGAUUGGUGAAUACGAACGUUUCAUGCUCGGCAUGAAAUCAACGGCGAGGAAGACGUUGGUUCUCCUGCAUGCCGAGAGAUAUUCGGUCUCGGGUCUCACAAGAUCGUGGCUCAAAAACCGGGUUUGGGUCAACGGCGGCCACUAUCACGUCCAGAUGGCCUUCCGCACGCAGGCAGUGACGGACCACCCGCCAUCGAAACGAACAGGGCCCAGUCUCAAGGAGCGAGUGCAGACCUUGCAAGCAGAGAUCCAGAAAUACACGUCCCGGAAAGUCAGGCACAGUCCCUUCUACUCUCCAGAUGCCCCAUUCAAGGGCGACUUCCAUCGCCUGGCCCGGAGACUCUGUGGCAAAUCGGUAGGUCUUGUGCUAGGUGGAGGUGGAGCAAGAGGUCUUGCCCAGAUCGGUAUUAUCCGAGCGAUGGAGGAAGCUGGCAUCCCUAUUGAUAUCAUUGGGGGCACAUCGAUCGGGUCCUUCAUUGGCGGUCUCUACGCACGCCAUGCGGACGUCGUUCCCAUAUUCGGUCUAGCCAAAAAGUUUGCGGGCCGCAUGUCAAGCAUGUGGCGGUUUGCGCUGGACUUGACAUACCCGUCAGCUUCUUAUACUACUGGCCAUGAGUUCAACCGCGGCAUUUUCAAGACAUUUGGCAAGACGCAGAUUGAGGACUUCUGGCUCGAGUACUACUGCAACACAACCAAUAUCAGCAAGAGCCGGCCCGAGUUCCAUACUAGUGGUUACGCGUGGAGGUACGUCCGGGCAUCGAUGUCGUUGGCUGGUCUCCUACCACCGUUGUGCGACGAGGGCAGCAUGCUCCUGGAUGGCGGUUACAUUGACAACCUGACGGUGUCACAAAUGAAGUCUCUCGGAGCCGAUGUCAUCUUCGCUGUGGACGUUGGCUCCCUGGACGACGAUACUCCCCAGGACUUUGGUGACACAUUGUCGGGAGGUUGGGCAUUCUUGAACAGGUGGAAUCCGUUCUCGUCGACUCCGAACCCGCCGACGCUGGCGGAGAUCCAGGCUCGGCUGGCCUACGUGUCGAGCGUCGAUGCGCUGGAACGCGCAAAGACGAUGCCGGGGUGCAUCUACAUGAGACCCCCCAUCGACGAGUACGGGACGCUGGACUUUGGCAAGUUUGACGAGAUUGUCCAGGUCGGGUACAGCUACGGCCAGGAGUUCUUGCAGCAGCUCCGUGACAAGGGGAUCCUGCCGCUCAUUGAGGAGAAUGAGGCCAAGAAGGCACUGAGGCGAACCAUGGCGCCGCGCCGCGCCAGUAUCUAG
Thyridium curvatum is the source of this 4602-nucleotide messenger RNA. RefSeq lists its product as uncharacterized. Gene Ontology annotation, biological process: lipid metabolic process. The record is from RefSeq and is a predicted model, not a curated record. NCBI's taxonomy places the organism in Eukaryota, Fungi, Ascomycota, Sordariomycetes, Thyridiales, Thyridiaceae. The transcript is spliced from 3 exons. The coding region runs from base 1 to 4602 and encodes 1533 amino acids. Gene Ontology annotation, cellular component: endoplasmic reticulum. Gene Ontology annotation, molecular function: phosphatidylcholine lysophospholipase A1 activity.